Molecule: messenger RNA, 382 nt
Organism: Closterium sp. NIES-67
Lineage: Eukaryota; Viridiplantae; Streptophyta; Zygnematophyceae; Desmidiales; Closteriaceae
Source: the annotation of a GenBank genome assembly
CAAGAUGAUCUACAGGCACAAGUAUGGACCUGAAGGGGAGCUGACCCGCUACAAGUCUAGGCUUGUGGCAAGGGGGUUUCAGCAGACAAAGGGGAAGGACUAUGAUGAGGUGUUUGCUCCUGUGGGGAAAGGAACAACACUGAGGGUGCUGUUGGCGAUAGCUGCACUCCUGGGAUGGAAGAUUCGGCAGAUGGACAUUCGCAGAGCAGAUGCUAGAGAUGCAGUUCAAGUGCUCCAAGAUGGGUGAGGUGAAGUACUACAUGGGGAUGCAUGUGGAGAGAGAUGUGGAAAAGGGUGUGCUGAGGUUGCACCAGAGGAAGCACUGUGAGGGGCUGGCUGAGAAGUAUGGGCUGCAAGAUGGGGGAAAGCCACCAACACCACU